This is a messenger RNA of Musa acuminata subsp. malaccensis (wild Malaysian banana), 1831 nucleotides long. RefSeq names its product serine/threonine-protein kinase STY13. Gene Ontology annotation, biological process: signal transduction; protein phosphorylation. The record is from RefSeq and is a predicted model, not a curated record. Gene Ontology annotation, cellular component: cytoplasm. Gene Ontology annotation, molecular function: ATP binding; protein kinase activity. Lineage: Eukaryota; Viridiplantae; Streptophyta; Magnoliopsida; Zingiberales; Musaceae.
UGAUGCUGAUGCGGUUUGGGAUUCGACCUUCGACAGCUACUCGGCUGCUCCAUUGCGGACUGCAAGAAGACCUCGUCGUCUUCCAACAAGUUUUGCAAGGCCUGUCUGUUUGUCUACUCGUAAGAAGGGGAAAGGGGUACGAUUUGGUGGUAGCAGUGGCAUUUGGCUUUGUCAUGAAGUUUCGGAAACAUGGAGGUGGCGAGAUUUCAUUGUUCUCGUGGUAGAAACUCGUGGGUUGCAGCUGAUAUGGGGUUUGGAAGGGCAACCGGCGGAGACGCAGAGGACGCCUUCUGCUCCGGCGUUUCUGUUGCCUAAAUCCGUCCGGAAUUAGCAGCAAAGAUUGGAUUUUUGUGUGUGUCCUUGACUGCUACUGGCAGCCUUCAUGAUUCGCUGCUGUGAGGACAGGUAGAUGCUAGAUCCACUAAAUUGGUUGCAGAGAUGGAGUCUGGAAACGGGUUCUUUGCGCUGGAGGAGCCCCGCCUAGAUCCCAAGUGGCUCAUCGAUCCCAAGUUGCUCUUCGUCGGGCCAAAGAUCGGGGAGGGCGCUCAUGCGAAGGUGUAUGAGGGAAAGUACAAGAAUCAGAAUGUUGCUAUUAAGGUUAUGCACAAAGGGGACACCUCCGAGGAGUUGGCGAAGAGGGAGGCGAGGUUCGCCAGGGAGGUGACGCUGCUCGCCCGGGUUCAGCAUAAGAACCUGGUCAAGUUCAUCGGCGCUUGCAAGGAGCCCGUGAUGGUGGUGGUCACCGAGCUUCUGCUAGGGGGCUCGCUGCGCAAGUACUUGGUAAACAUGAGGCCGAGGAGCUUGGAGCCUCGGGUUGCUGUUGGCUUUGCGCUGGAUAUAGCUCGGGCCAUGGAGUGCUUGCAUUCUCAUGGUAUCAUUCACCGUGAUCUGAAGCCUGAGAACUUGCUGUUGACUGCAGAUCAGAGGACAGUGAAACUUGUCGAUCUUGGCUUGGCAAGGGAAGAAACAUUAACAGAGAUGAUGACUGCUGAAACAGGGACAUACCGUUGGAUGGCCCCAGAGUUAUAUAGCACUGUGACGUUAAGGCAUGGGGAAAAGAAACAUUACAAUCACAAGGUGGAUGUAUACAGCUUUUCGAUUGUGUUAUGGGAGCUGGUUCAUAAUAGGCUUCCAUUUGAAGGCAUGUCUAAUCUGCAGGCAGCCUACGCAGCUGCUUUCAAGAACGCCAGGCCCAGUGCAGAUGACCUUCCCAAGGAACUGGCUUUGAUCUUAACUUCUUGUUGGAAGGAGGACCCAAAUUCAAGACCCAACUUUAGCCAGAUAGUUCAGAUGCUUCUACAUUAUCUGUCCACACUUUCGCCACCCGAACAUGUGGUUCCUUCCCGUGCCUUCAGUUCUGAGAACAUGGUUUUACCACCCGAAUCUCCUGGGACGAGUUCACUGAUGGCGGCUCGAGAUGAAAUGGGUGAUACGACAGCGGCAGCAAUGGAGAACAACCAGAGGGGAUUCUUUUUCUGCUUCAGCCAGUGCUUCUGAACCAUUUUAAGGAGAGGCUCAAGGCCCCCCAAAUUGUAUCAUGGAAUCGCAGCUUAAGGAGAACCCUGCUGCUGUUUGCACGGGUUUCUACAAUGCGAUAGUUAGGGAUGAACAAGAGAAGAAGUUCAGGUAGUUUGUAAGUAAAACUUGCUUGAUUUGCUUUCAUAUCUGGGAUAAAUUUCUUGCCUAAAUGCUGGUGGAAUGGCUCGAGAAGCCUUCUCUCUAGGGUAACCAGGGUUUGAAAUUGUUGAAUUUCCAAAUGUGCAAAAGAACAGAGCUAGGAGCUCAAUAAAUCGGAACAUAUUAUAGGGAUUCUGGAAUUACAUUAUCGAUA